CGUGGCUUGACAGUUUAUGAAGAAGAAUCUCGUGUGGUCCAUAAAUUUAAUCUCCAUAAAUCUUCAUCAUCAUGGCGUCAUCAAUUGGCUUAACCGGAAAAUUUUUUAUUGUCGAUUUAAUUGAUGGAAACAAUUAUUGCCAUGUUACUGUUGUGCCAGACAUUUGGAUCUUGCAGGCUGAUGACAAUUCUUCAAAAUGUUGGUAUCCUAAAAUUUCUGGGCACAUUUCAUCAAAGAAACGUGAAGUACCAAAACCAUGUUGGUAUGUUUAUCCUUGUAUCGUCAGAAAGGAAUAUGAUUCAUAUGAAUCUGCUCGUUCACAGGAGCACAUUGCUUCAAUUCAAUCAGACAUUAAUACUGAGGGUGAAGAUGAUGCCAGUCAACCUAACACGUCAUUGGGAAAAGGAAAGAGACACAAGAGGCCGAAUAAAAGAUUCUUGCCUGAUGAUGAAAGCGUUGGUGUAUAUGGACCCACCCAGCCAGAAACAAUUGUGAUUCCAACAAUUCCAGGUAGCUUAUUAAGGAAUUCUGUUGAUGGUGGUGUUCCUGCUGUACGCCCAACAGCACCACUUGCAGUUCAGUGGAGAUGCAAUAAUUCUGUUGAUGACCCUGGUGGAUCUGGGCCCACUCAGACAGAAGCAAUUGUGAUUCCAACGGUUCCAGUUAGCCUAUUAAGGAAUUCUGUUGGUGGUGUUCCUGCUGCACUGCCAAUGACACCUUUUGAAGUUCAGCAAAGUUGCAGUAACUCUUUUGAGGAAGUCUCGCAGCAUAUGAGAGGGGAAAUUACUGUUAAUUCUACGGAUGACAAUUCACCAGUUUCCUACAACAACUUGUAUUCACAAGAAAUGCCCUAUUCCGGCACGAUUGGAAAUCAGCGGAUGAGUGUUGCGGUACCGAAUCAAUCAAACAUCUUGAGCGAAGUAGAAAUGCCUAACGGUAGUACGCGUAAUGUUUUUUUGGGAAAUCAGAGGAAUCAAUCAAACACCUUGACUGACGGUUCUGUAGCAUUGAUUGGGAAGUUGGUAAGAUAAGUCCUUAAACUACAGGAAUUUAUUUAAAACAUGAUGGCGAAACUCGUCGUUAUGGAAUCAAAGAUGGAAAGCCAUCGACAGCCAGUAGCAGAAACACUAGCUAAUCCAGAGUUCCUUCUAGAACCUCUGCAAGAAAUUGAAGAAAUACAAGCUUUGGAGGAAUCUUUACGUGACCCAGAUCUUUAUUUUCAGUUAGUUGGGAUGAUUCGUUCCUUGGGAGGAGCAUCCAUUAGAGAUGCCUUGAAACGUGAUAGGGUUUUCUCCAUAAAGGUGAUGGCUUCCGUUAAUUGGGAGGGUAAGAUAAAAAAGUGAUCACUUCAAAAGCAGGGUCUGAAGCAGUCCAUUGUUACCAAAGCCGUGUUUGAAUAAUUCUUAGUGCGAACGACAUCCCGCAAAUCCAAUAACUUCGAAUUGGAAACAGAAACAAAGAAGAUAAUGAAAGGAAUGCCAGAGAAGUAUCGAAAACGAUGUGCGACUGAAAAGUUGAUAUCGAAUGAAUGUGAAACUGACAGCACCUUAAACCGUCCUGGCACUUCCCCGGACAGUGAGUAGAGUAUGUUAAAGAGCUCUUGAACGACAGUGAGAGAGAAUCAACUCCCAUUGGUUGGCAACAAUUGAGAAUUACCGUAUAAUUCAAGAAUUCAACCUGGAGUACUCGGAGAAACCCUCCAAUUUUAAAGUGUUAAUCAAGAUUAACAAAGAGGGACAAUUUCAGUCUAAAUCAAGACACUUUGCAAUAAAGCUCAACCUGGAUGGAAUAAUCUUGAAUAGACGAGUGCCGAUUUAAGCAAUGAGUUUCGCGUUUCGUCCAUCAACUAAGGAUCCGACUGCAGCCUAGAAAUUUAGAUGUUGUUUGUUUUCAAUCAUGUACUGUGUCAAGUUCUUAAUCAAUAAAAAAUCAUUUAAAACAUU
Daphnia magna is the source of this 1943-nucleotide messenger RNA. RefSeq lists its product as uncharacterized. The transcript is spliced from 10 exons. The coding region runs from base 72 to 1031 and encodes 319 amino acids. Lineage: Eukaryota; Metazoa; Arthropoda; Branchiopoda; Diplostraca; Daphniidae. The record is from RefSeq and is a predicted model, not a curated record.